AUGAGCAUGAAUGGAUCCACCAUUGCAGAGUUCAUUUUGCUGGGCUUCUCCUGUUCCCGCACUGCCCAACUCUUCAUUUUUGUCCUGGUCUUGGCCUGCUAUACCACCAUCCUUCUGGGCAAUGUCCUGAUCAUGGUAACUGUGUGGUCAGAGCCUCAGCUCUUCCAAUCCCCCAUGUAUUUCUUCCUUGCCAAUUUGUCUCUCAUUGAUAUGUCUUUGGGUUCAGUGGCAGCUCCAAAGUUAGUGACUGAUCUGUUGAACAAUGGGAAUGCGAUUUCCUAUGGGGGCUGUAUGGCCCAGCUCUUUGGUCUCCACCUCUUUGGGGGUGCAGAGAUGUUCCUCCUCACCCUCAUGGCCUAUGAUCGCUAUGUGGCCAUCUGCCACCCACUGAGAUAUACAACUAUCAUGGGUCAGCGACGUUGCUUCAGUCUCCUCAUACUUUGCUGGAUCGGAGCCUUCAUUCAUUCCAUUUUCCAAAUGGUGGUGAUUGCCCAGCUUCCAUUCUGUGGGCCCAAUGUGCUGGACAAUUUCUUCUGUGACAUCCCACAAGUAAUAAAGCUGGCCUGUUUUGACAUCUAUAUUGCUGAGAUCCUCAUGUUGUUCAGUGGCAGCCUGAUAACCCUCCCCUGCUUUCUGAGCUUGCUGGUUUCUUAUGUGACCAUCCUGGCUACCCUCUGUGGCCGUUUUGGAAAGAGUGGUAGUAAGGCCUUGUCCACCUGCAGUUCCCACCUGACAGUAGUUGGCCUGUUCUAUAUGCCCAUUGUCUUUGUCUAUAUCAAGCCUUUCUCCAGUUCCCAGGUAGAUAAGAUGGCCUCUGUGUUCUACAUGGUGGUCACCCCUGCCCUCAAUCCAUUGAUCUACACCCUGAGGAACCAAGAAAUGAAAAGAGCCACGGAGAAGCUGAAAAACAGGUGUAAACAUCUCCUCUUGCCUCAAGGGUGGUACAUGUGUAAGAUUUCCUUUCCCUAUCAAAGACAUUGUUGUGCAUAUGAGUCCUAA
This is a messenger RNA of Hemicordylus capensis (graceful crag lizard), 999 nucleotides long. RefSeq names its product olfactory receptor 4Q3-like. Lineage: Eukaryota; Metazoa; Chordata; Lepidosauria; Squamata; Cordylidae. Bases 1 to 999 code for a protein of 332 amino acids. The record is from RefSeq and is a predicted model, not a curated record. Gene Ontology annotation, molecular function: G protein-coupled receptor activity; olfactory receptor activity. The transcript is spliced from 2 exons. Gene Ontology annotation, biological process: G protein-coupled receptor signaling pathway. Gene Ontology annotation, cellular component: membrane.